AUGAUGGAACACCAUGACAACAAUGAACACAAUGAUGACAUGUCUGUAGACCAAGAAGAUCCAGCAGCAAAAUCCACAAUUCCAGAAGAGUUCACCACAGAUUUGUCAAAUCACCAAAGUGAAUGUGCAAUACUCCCUGAAGGUCAUUCAGUAGUGCUUACAGAAAAACCAAAAUUGAAGGUUGCAAAACCUAAGGUGACUCUAGAAGACCUCAACAAAUUAAUUCAGAAUAUCAUAACAUUUGUAGUGACUGUGUUGACCAGCACCAUCUAUCCUGCCAUUCAAAAAUAUGAAGAUAUGACAGUAGGUCAUGCUGAAAGCAGAGAUCAUGCUGACCGUCGACAUCCUUCUGACCGUCGACGUACUGGUGACCGCCGACAACUCACUGGAAGUCAAGAUCUCACUCAUGACCAAAAUCUCACAGAAAGCCAAAUUGCUGUCAAACGCCUUGAAUAUGCUGAAAAGGGAGUUGAAACUGACAUAAUUGAUAUUACCGAAAUGGGAGCUGAAACUGAACUACUUGAAGUGUCUGAAAAGGAAGUAGAGACUGAUGCAAUUGAAUUUGCUGAGAAAGGAGCUGAAACUGACAUGAUUGAAAGUAGUGAUGAGGAGACUAAACAGCCAACAGUUGAAGUUUCUGAAAAAGAAAUUGAAACUGAUACAAUUGAAUUAGUUGAUGAAGCAGCUGAAACGGAAAGCCAAGGCAUUGGUGAAGGUCAAGACACUGGUGACAGCCAAAUCAUUGGUAAAGGCCAGGGUGUUGGUGAAAGUGAGGACACUGGUGAAAGCAAAGACACUGGUGAUAUUGGUCAAGACCAAGAUGUUGGUGAAAGUGAAGACACUGGUGAAAGCAAAGACACUGGUGAUAUUAGUCAAGACCAAGAUGUUGGUGAAAGUGAAGACACUGGUGAAAGCAAAGACACUGGUGAUAUUGGUCAAGACCAAGAUGUUGGUAAAGGUGAAGACACUGGUGAAAGCAAAGACAUUGCUGACAGCCAAGUCAUUGGUGAAAGUGGAGACAUGGGUGAAAGCAAAGACACUGGUGAUAUUGGUCAAGGCCAAGGUGUUGGUGAAAGCAAAGACACUGGUGAUGGUGGUCAAGGCCAAGAUGUUGGUAAAGGUGGAGACACUGGUGAAAGCAAAGACAUUAUUGACAGCCAAGUCACUGGUCAAGGUCAAGAUGUUGCUGAAAGUGGAGACAUUGAUAAAAGCCAAAUCAUUGGUGAAAGCCAAGAUGCUGAUGAGAGCCAACUUGCAGGUGAAAGUGAAGACAUUGGUGAUGACGAAGAGGUUACUGAAGUUGAAGAUGUUACUGAGGGCCAAGAACCUGACGAAAGCGGCGAAUCUGGUGAAAGCGUUGAAUCUGGUGAAAGCUACUCCACAGAGUGUGAGGACUUUUCGGAGACUGAAAAUGGUGUCAAGAUUGAAGAUUCUGAGAUAACCGAAGGAGCCACUGAAGGUGAAGCUACUAAAGUCCAAGAAACCACCAAAGGCCCAUAUACUGCAAAAGACCAAGAUACUACUGGAAGUGCUGAGAGACAAGAUGUCACAAAAGUCCAAGAUGAAGGCCCGGAUGCUGCCAGAGGUCAAGGUGAUAUUGCUAAAGAACAAGAUUCUAUUGAAGGUCAAGGUCUGACUGAAAGCCAAAUCACCACACAGAAACAAUAUGACACAAAAAGUCAAAAUUUGGAUGAGAAUAGUGACGAUCAAGUUUCUCCCUCAGAGGCCAGUGACAUGGCUGAUGAAAUAGUCAAUGAUGUCAUUACAUCAGUCAAUGAGGAUCCACUAAGUGCACCUAUGAAACUACUUCCCUCACUCAACUUUCUUUCGCAACUUCUAUGUAAACCUUCGGAAAAGAGACAGGAAAGUACUAAAGAUGUCCUAGGUGUUUCAAGAUCACAAAUACUUCCAGCUGCUGAAAAGAUUUUACGGGCACAUCUAGAGAAAUUAACAGCCGAUUACCCAGAACUCGUAUACAUCCUCACGGGUUUUCACAGUACUCAGAAAACAUCUGCGAAUUCCAGGAAGUUGAUUUUUAAUUGCAAAGUCCAUUGUCUUGCUACAGAUAUUACAAAUAAUAUUCUUCAGAAACUGCGAUGUAUUAUAUCAAAUGAAGUCAUUACAACUAUUUUAAACUAUAAACCAGCCAUCUCAAGUUUACAUAGUAAAGACAACAUCUCAGACAAAAAUAAACACAUUCAUAAAUCUGAAAAGGAACCAAAAAAUGACAAAUGUGAUGACCUUCAUUUGAUUAAUGUAGAACAAGAGUGUUGUUAUUCACAUGAAAUCUGUUUGGGAGCUGCAUCAGAAAUAUCUGAAGACACAUCAGAAUUCCAAAAUUCAGAAAUAUUCAAUGUUAUCGAAGACAUGAAUAAAUAUGUUUCGACAAGGAUUGAGACUGUCACAUCAGCAAAAAUGAUACCAGUUAUAUGCACGGAUCCUCCUGAGUCACCAAGUGAAAACCCAGAAAUAGAUUUUAGUGUGCAGGCAAAGGACAUAGUGAUUACUAUAUUGAAAGCAAUACAUAAUGAAGUAAAAAAGAAAGCUGUUGCAAAACUUAAAUGUGGAAGCGAUAUGUCUCUGCUAAAAGAAGCUAUUUUAGUAGAUGAAAUUCUGUCUGCUAUUUUGCAAGCUCUUAGUGGGAAAACAGCUGAUGAUUUUAAAAAACUAAAAUUGAAGAAGAAAGUAAAAUCUAAGGAGAUCUCAGAAAGAAAACCUAAAGCUCAUAAAAAGGCAGGUGAACAGGCGAUUUCUGCACCUAAAGGUGAAACACUCCCAGCUGUGAAUAUUCCUGGAAUGGUGAUUUAUCCACAAAUGGAAGAUGGUGAUAUCUCAACUAUCAAAGGUGCACCAGGACGACAGAAACCUGAGGCAGGCCAUGUGGCACAGCAAAAAGCUAAAGCUGAGGAUUCUGAAAGAGAUGCAAAGUUCCCAAGGAGGGAUUCUAAGAUACCUACCCAACAUGAUCUUAAUGAACAGGAACUGGCCUAUGAACCAAAAGACAUUCCAGAAGGGACCUUAUUAGAGAAAUUAUUCAAGAAACCUGAGGAAACGUCCACUUCUGAUCUUCACCCUGAAAGAAAGCCGAAAGGGACACAAACCAUACCAAGAAAAUGCCGUCGCAGAGAGAAAAAACUACAAACAAAACAACAUAAAGUCAGAGACAAAAAGCAACAAACAACCAAAGAGUUAAAGCUACAGACAAGCAAGGACUUAAAACAACAUGUAGGCAAAGACGUAAAGCAACAAGUAGAGAAGGACACAAAGCAACAAGUAGAGAAGGACACAAAGCAACAAGCAGAAAAAGAGGCAAAAGAACAAGUAGAGAAGGACACAAAGCAACAAGCAGAAAAAGAGGCAAAAGAACAAGUAGAGAAGGACACAAAGCAACAAGCAGAAAAAGAGGCAAAAGAACAAGCGGAGAAGGAGGCAAAAGAACAAGCGGAGAAGGAGGCAAAAGAACAAGCAGACAAGGAGGCACAAGAACAAGCAGACAAGGAGGCAAAAGAACAAGCGGAGAAGGAGGCAAAAGAACAAGCGGAGAAGGAGGCAAAAGAACAAGCAGACAAGGAGGCAAAAGAACAAGCGGAGAAGGAGGCAAAAGAACAAGCAGAGAAGGAGGCAAAAGAACAAGCAGAGAAGGAGGCAAAAGAGCAAGCGGAGAAGGAGGCACAAGAACAAGCGGAGAAGGAGGCACAAGAACAAGCGGAGAAGGAGGCACAAGAACAAGCGGAGAAGGAGGCAAAAGAACAGGCGGAGAAGGAGGCAAAAGAACAGGCGGAGAAGGAGGCAAAAGAACAAGCAGAGAAGGAGGCAAAAGAACAGGCGGAGAAGGAGGCACAAGAACAGGCGGAGAAGGAGGCACAAGAACAGGCAGAGAAUGGGGCAAAAGAACAGGUGGAGAAGGAGGCAAAAGAACAGGCAGAGAAGGAGGCACAAGAACAAGCGGAGAAGGAGGCACAAGAACAAGCGGAGAAGGACGCAAAAGAACAAGCGGAGAAGGAGGCACAAGAACAAGCGGAGAAGGAGGCACAAGAACAAGCGGAGAGGGAGGCACAAGAACAAGCGGAGAGGGAGGCAAAAGAACAAGCGGAGAAGGAGGCACAAGAACAAGCGGAGAGGGAGGCACAAGAACAAGCGGAGAAGGAGGCAAAAGAACAAGCGGAGAGGGAGGCACAAGAACAAGCGGAGAAGGAGGCACAAGAACAAGCGGAGAAGGAGGCAAAAGAACAGGCGGAGAAGGAGGCAAAAGAACAAGCGGAGAAGGAGGCAAAAGAACAAGCGGAGAAGGAGGCAAAAGAACAGGCGGAGAAGGAGGCAAAAGAACAAGCGGAGAAGGAGGCAAAAGAACAGGCGGAGAAGGAGGCACAAGAAAAAGCGGAAAAGGAGACAAAAGAAAAAGUAGAAAAGGAGGCAAAAGAAAAAGCAGGAAAGGAGUCAAAAGAACAAGCGGAGAAGGAGGAAAAAAAACAAACUGAGAAAGACGCAAGGAAACAAACAGAGAAGGACAUGAAGAAACCAACAGACAAGGACAUGAAAAAACCAGAGAAAGACUCAAAACCAGGAGUAGACAAAGAAUCAAAAUCUCUAAAAGGCAAAGAAAUGAAAUCACUUUUAAAAACAUCAGCUGCUGAUAAGGUCCCAUACCAGUUACAGCUUAGUCCAGAAGCUAUCAAAGCACUAUGUCAAAUGAUUGUGGGCGUCAUUUUGGACAGAUUUGGCUUAUCAGAUGCACAUGAAGAGAGAAGUCAACAGCAUUCAGGAAAAGGAAAAGGUGACCAUGAUUUGAUUCAAGGUUCCCACCAUAAGCAGUUUAGCAGCACUGAUUCAACUGGAAAGAUGGCAUCUGUGAAGAAAGGGUCUGUGUCUGGCAAUUUGUCCCAAGUUGAUCUGAUGACAUCUAAGAUUCUGCCUCCUAUAAUGGGUGCCUCAGAAGUUCCUGCUGAAAACCAAGAUAAAUCUUUUUACGCAGCAAAAGCAAUAGCAGAUGCCAUCGCAUCAAAUAAAUUACACAUCGAGUUGAUAUGGAUAAAGUCUCCUUCAACUGUAGCAAAAUUAAACAAGAUAGUAUCAAGCCCAGAUAUCAAUCUUGUCUCAAAUGACAUUGUUAACAAAGUUUUGAAAAUGAUUUUGGAUGCUUCCAAUUCAUCAUCACGUGUGAAGAUUGAUACAAAAAGGCCCCAAACAGGGCUAAUAUCUGCCUCAGACAUUGUCAGUGACUUAAAAUCAGCUAAGCAAAUUGCAGCCACUCUGCCCCAUGGUACACCAAUGUUUUCUCAAGCGUCUUUGGAAUUAAUAACGAGAGUUGCUGAAGAGUUAGUUAGAAAACUGUUAAAUAAGUGUCUUUUGUUUCAAGGUCACAUCACAGCUGAUUCACAUGUCAGAAUAGCUCAAAUCACUGAUGCCAGUGAAAGCAAACCAAAUGAAAAUGGGCCAAUUGGAUCAACAACAUCCAACUCAGACUAUGAGAGGCUCUUUAUUAUAAUAAUGAAGGCGAUCACUGAUCUUUUAGGACUUAAAGUACAGUUGCCAAAUGAAAAUAUGGCUGAAUUAACAGCAGACUCGUCAUUAGUAAAGGAAAAGCCAACACCCACCACUGAAGUAUCCGUCAAAGGAAAGCCAACACGUUUAGAAGAAUCCAAAUUAAUUCCAGAUGAUGCAUUUCCAAAAUCUCAAGGCAGCUCUGCUUUGCCACAAACUAUUAUAAAAAAACUGGCCAAACCACGCAAAUUAUCUUUGACUAAGAUUGCAAUUAGUCCCACAAAAUCUUUGUCAACAGAAAGUCAAAAAUUAGGAAACAAACCAGAACGCUUACCAGAAGCGAUUCCAAAAUCAAAAAAAUCUAUGACAAAAAAGAAGACCAGUACUUCAAAAAAACCUCCCAUUAAUCAAGCUGGGGACAGACUUCCUGUUUUCCAAAAGGUGAAAGAAAUAAAGGUAAUAAAAGAUGACAAAACAGAGAAAAUUGCUGUUAAAAGUAAACCUCAUAAACCUCUCAAGGAUACACAUGAUGAGGAAUCUGCGAUGCAGCAACUUGAAUUAAAAGAUGAUAAACAUGUUCGAGAAGCAUUUGAUGAAAAGCUUGUAAAGUUGCUUACAACUCAACUUAAAUGUGAGAUUUCAGACAUGGUUUUGGGGCAAAAAAAGAUUGACCAUGAAAGCUCUUUAAGUAAUUCAAGCGAUUCUUGCCUUGACCUUGUUUCAGAAGAUACCACAAAAUCUGUUAUGGACCACAUCAAAAAAGUCAUUGGCCUUUCACUGCAUUCACUUGAACAAAAUCCUGAGAUAAACAAGGAGCAAUUGUGCCCCUUUAAAUCAUCAGAGUCAUCAGAAACUACAUCAGAUUUCACAGAGUGCUUUACAAAAUUGUUCAGUGAUAUGGCAAGCUCAGUUUCUCAGUCAUGUAAGUUGGGCUUAACUUCCCCAGAUUUUUUAAAUGCUAUCUAUUAUGAAAUAAAGAAGUCAUUAACAUCUCAUAAGGAACUAAAACCUGAACCAGGCCAAAUAGCGAACAAUGCCAGCACAGCUCCUGAAGGAAAAAAGCACUUCAAAACAUUUGGGGAUCAAGUUACAAACCGGCUUCAUGAAAUAUUACAAACAAAAACUGAGAUGCUAGUUUCUGACGCAAAAGAUUUAAAAGAGCCGAAGACAACAGACACCGCAAGACGUAUGAAAGAGGAACUCAUUAAGUUUGCCUUACAGCAGCUUUUAAAUGAUGAAAAGUUUUCCCAAGAAAUUACAAAUAUUAUUGAUGGCGAAAGAAAAAUAAUUUCAUCUCAUAUAAGGCAUCUUGAGGCUUUAAUUACUCCAGAUGUUUUGCAAGAUAUUAUUUUAAAAACUGUUAAUAUUUUACUUAAACAGAUAGAUUCCACAUUAAGUUUCAUACCACUUGAAUGUGAAGUGAAUGAUGUUUCUCAAGAACUUGUUAAUGUUGUUGUUGCAGAGGUGGAAAGGAAAUAUGCUUGUGAAGAUUCAUUUGAAGCUCAGGAUUCAAGUGUAAGCGAUACUUGUGAACUAUAUCCGAAGAAGACAUGUCACAAUAACACUUUUGCCAGUACUCUUACUUCACUUAACUUUGUAAGUGAUGUAACUAAACAAGCCAAGAAAAUUCUUUGUGCGAAAUCACUAAUGCAAAAUCAGGUAGUUCUCAGAAAGCCUAUAGAACACCAAAUACAAUUCUCUGAUUCUGGAACAGAAGAUAUUGCAUCAUAUUUUGACUUAAUUUCAGACGACCUCAUCCACUUUAUUCUGGAACAAAUUCAGCAUGUUAUUAGUUGUCCUGGAUUUGUAAGUGAAAUGCAACUGAGCCAAUCACAAACAACAAGCAGUGAAAUAUCCAUUAUCGAUAUUAGUUCAAAGGAUACUUCUGCUCCAACAAUCUGUAGUGAACAUUCAUCUUGUAGCUCAAAGACAAGUAAAAAGAGAAUCUCAUUCAGUAUACCUCAAGAAUCAGUUUGUCAAAAAGUAUGCUCAAGUAGCAUUUCAUCAAUGGCAGAUAGCAUGACUGAGGAAUCAUCAGAAGUGUGUUAUCAUGAGCCAGGUAUAUCUGGGUUGACAAAGAUGUCUGAAACACUGAUUGAAAAUGUAAUUAAUUCAGUACUCAAGUCUGAGCAAUCAUGUGAAGAAGGUGGAGUAUGUCCAUUUGCGAAAGCACCCAUUUCAGUCAAUGAAGAUAUGCAAAGUAAUUUAGUACGUUUCAUCUUAGAAGAGAAAAAGAAAUACCAGUGUUCAAAUACUAUAGUUUCUGAACAUUCAGAAUCACCAUUUGAUCAAAGAGCUGAAAAAACUGUUUGUGGAAUGACUGAUGAAUUUGACACAUGUUCCUUUCCCUCACGGACUGAUUCAGGUGAAAAACAGACCUGUGGGGGAAAACCAGUUUGUGAGAGUCAGAAAAAAGAAGCUGAGAAGACCUGUUCAGGACAUAAGUUGGAUGAAAAUAUUAAUGUCAUAUUGUUACCCCAUGUGAUGAAGUCUAUCACUGAGUAUGUGAAGUAUAGUAUAUAUCUGAGUCAAUUAGACCAGUUAUGUGGGACAAAAGAAGCAAAUAAGUUUAAAAAUGAUAUCACAAGGCGAGAACUGCAGGAUUUCUUCCUGGAACUAAUAACAAAAGAGAUAAUACAGAAAUUUACAGAAUGCAAAAAACAGGCCUCAUUUCUUGACAAGCCACGACCACAAUACAUAGAAAAAGACGUGCAGGUUAAUGAAGUUGAGUAUACAACUCCCGAUGAUGUUAGCAAUGAUACUGUGUGUCCACUAACUCGAAAAGAGACCAUUAUAUCAUGGGCUACAAUGCCACCAGUUUGUGAUACAGAACUUUAUGAUGAAAACUUCAUGUCAAUUGAUGGACUCAAUAAGGUAUUGUGCAUGGAAGGUGAAAAAGCUUUGUCGCAUGUUUCCGAUUCAGUCUUACCAAAGCCAGUUGUCUCUGAUCGCAGUUCAUGUACUUCACAGUUCUCAGAUACAAUUAUUUCAACUAUGUACCAAGGAUUUGAAAGCAGUUUUGAGGCACCAUGUGUCUGUUCAUUCAAGCCUUCAGAGUUUGAUGUCUGCAAAUAUCCCGAUGAAGAAAGCAGUCCGAUACUGUUUUCUGACAAAGAGAGUGUAUGUACACUAUCAGCCAUUGAACCACCAGUUUCAAGAAAGACUAGUUCAUAUGGUGGAACCUGCACUUGUCCACUACAUUUUGAAGACAGAAAACUCUCUGUCUCUUCAACUGAAGAACAUAUUUAUUCAACAGGAAGCAGUGAAGCAGAAAGUCUAGUUCAAUCAGCUCUGUGUAAUGUUUGGGCUGGUAUUGCUUCUGAAGAACAGCAGACCUCAGAGGCACAAGAACAUGAUAAACUACAUUCUGUUGAAAGUUCAAUUGCGCUUGAUGAUUUGUCUGAGGAGCUGUUAACAGAAGCACUAGUUUCCAUUUUUACACAAAUGAUAGAAUCCCUUUUUCCUGAACUAUCUGACAAAGCAAGUGAGAGUUCACAUUCUUCUCAAUUAAAUUUGCUUUCAGAAAAAAUUGUUUCCGACGUUAUGCAAGAAUUAAAACAUUGCUCUGAAUCUUCAACUUCUUCAUUGUUUAUACCUUCAUCAUCUGAAUCAUCUGGUAAAGAUAACAAACAACUUGCUUUACUCAAAAAUAAUUUAAAGAAGCAAAAAUCGACAAAAUCACAGGCUUCUGGAAAAAUUAGCCGUCUGGGUAAAACUUCUACCAUUGCACAAAAAUUUUCAGAUAAGAAGCUUUCUUCUUCUUCUUCAACAACAGAGGAGACAUCUUCAAGCAUAAGUAGUGAUGCAGAAAAUUUAGUUCAAAUGGUUCUAAGUAAUAUAUUAUCAAGUAGGCCUCAUAUGGAUCGACAGAGCUCCAAGACAUUCAAAUAUGAAAAACCAAUUCAGCAGCAAACAGCAGCUCUACGUGGAAAUGACCUUUUGAGUGAAAGUUCUCAUUCAUUGGGUGAAGCAUUGUCAAGGGAAGAUUUGGUUAGCAUUUGUUCACAAAUUGCUGAUACACUUUUACAGAAAUCCCCCAGCUUGUUAUCUCACAGACCAAGCGCCUCUCAAUUAAGUUUAAUUUCAGAGAAAAUUGUAACAAAUAUAAUUCAAGUUUUAGAAAGCAGCCUUGAGUCAGCCGCUAGCUCCAUACAUAAACAUCCAGUUGAUGGUAAUGCUGGCAAAAGUAAAAUAGAAAAAAAUAUUCCAAUUGAACCACCAAUUCGCAUGAUAACCUCGGAUCAUACAAUCAUCAGUACACAACCUAAAUCUGACUCCUAUUCAAGUGAAGAAACAUCACACACAACCUCGAGUGAAGCAGAAGAUGUGCUUCAUGAUGUUUUCAGUGAAACCACAAUUAGUGCAAUUUUUGGCCCUGAGAAGGAAGCUGUACCUGUGAAGAUUGUCCCACAUAAACGAGAAACACAAUUGAAAGUUGAUCCAGAGAUCAUCUCAGACCACUUAUCUGUUAUUUCAAUUAAAACUGAGCCAAUUGAGAUGCUUCAGCAAAUGAGCUUGUUACACACUGGUCAGAACCUGCAGGCGCUUCGUAAGGCAUCAGUAGCACAUCCAGAAUCACUUGUAAAGCCUGAGAAAGGAGUACAUGUCAGUUUUAACAAAGACGUGACUUCUAGAAGAGGUUCUUUGGACAACUAUGGGAGAUUAGAUGUAAAACGAAAAGAGGUCCUCGCUAGAAACUCCUUCACAAAUUUGUUCAACCCUGAAAUUUCAAAAGUAGAACUUUUGAAAGAUGUGAAUGAUAAAAGGGAAUUAAUUAUACGUCUGGUAGCCCAUGAUGUGCCAGGAGAUCGAGAACAUGCUGAUGAGGAUGAUGAUGAAGACGAAGAGGAGGAAUCAGAAGUGGUAGAAAAUGUCAGCCAAGAUGAGGAAAUAAUACAUGAAGACGUUGGUCUCUUUGAUAUAGGAAAUGAAGAAGAACCUCUGAUUUCCAUGAGCACCAACGAUGUUAGAUAUGGUUUUGCAGGGGACAAUUUUCAGCCUGCAUCGCUGUUAAAAAGAGACAGCAUAGCAGAUAAAACAGCUAAUGACUUAUCAGUUGAGAAACUGCGUUACAAUAAUGCACAACAUGAGAAAAAACAAAGUUUUGAGGCUUUCGUAGAACUUCUACACCAGACAGGACAGUGGGAAUCUACAAAUGAGCUGACAAUACAGCAUAUCAAGGAUUUCCUGCGUGAAAAUCCAACCAAUGUUAAUUUUCAUGCAGCAGGAAAUACUCAAGGAAGAUCUUCAGAAGGUCACAAUCCACAUCCACCACAGGGAAAGAAGUUAUGGCCAAAAGAAUUCUGUCAUGUACACUUUGACUCUGCGGCAUUAUUGGCUUCUCUAGGGCUUACUGACAUGACUGUGCUUGAACUAGAGAGACGGGAAGCUCAGCAUCAGUCAAAGCAAUAGCUAGAGAAACAGACAAACUUCCUCAAAGGUAUCGUUGAUGAAUUAGAUAUGACACAGCUGUCUAAUAUCAUUAUCAACAUUUUUAUUUUUUAUCUACAAGUUGUGUGUCAACAAGAACGCAGUGGAAU
Molecule: messenger RNA, 11021 nt
Organism: Stegostoma tigrinum
Lineage: Eukaryota; Metazoa; Chordata; Chondrichthyes; Orectolobiformes; Stegostomatidae
Exons: 7
Coding region: 1-10893 (3630 amino acids)
Source: RefSeq, a predicted model, not a curated record